Molecule: messenger RNA, 2355 nt
Organism: Knipowitschia caucasica
Lineage: Eukaryota; Metazoa; Chordata; Actinopteri; Gobiiformes; Gobiidae
Source: the annotation of a GenBank genome assembly
AUGUCUUUGGGUCGGCUUCUGCGGCGUGCCUCCUCCAAGGCCUCUGACCUCCUGACCUUCAACCACAGUGCAUGGGGCGCGUCCUUACGCUCAGGUCUGGACGGAGAGAUCAUCUUCUCCAAAAACAAUGUCUGUGUGCAUCCAGCGGAGCCACUGCCUGGAUUAGCUGAGCACCAUCCAGGGUAUCUGUGUGUCCACGUGGAGAAGGACGAAUGUCUGGGCACCACCCUCAUUCUAACCUGGGUGCCCAACUCCCGCAUCCAGAGGCAGGAUGAGGAGGCCAUGCGCUACAUCACUCCAGAGAGCUCGCCAGUGCGCCGCCACGCACGCCGCAGAGGCCGCAGGCACCACUGUCGGCCCCCUGCAGCUCCUGAGGAGGAGGAGGAGAGGGUCCUGAGCAGCAGCACCUCCGCAGAGGGCAGUGUGGUGGUGGAGCCUGGAGCAGAGCUGCCCUCUGCUGGUGAAGAGGGGGAUGAAGGCUCCUGUGAGUUCUCAGAUGAAGUGAGCCGGGACAGCACCAUGGGCUCAGACUCCGACACCUUCUCCUCUCCAUUCUGCUUGUCUCCAGUCAGCGAGGCUUUGUGUGAGAGCAGCAACUCUGUCUUUUUAGACAACGAGAGCAGGGAGUUGGAAGAGUCCAUGGCGCACUCUGUAAGCUCCGCCUCCAGCCUGGAUAGCCACGCCCCCUCUGAGAGCAGCAGCCAAUCGCAGGCCGUGCGGUGGGAGGAGCAGCAGAGGGUCCUGGCGUUGGAGCAGUUGUGCGGCGUCUUCCGGGUCGACCUGGGGCAUAUGAGGUCACUGCGGCUCUUCUUCAGUGAUGACGCCUGCACCAGUGGACAGUUGGUGAUAGCGAGUCGUGAGAGCCAGUACAAGAUCCUUCAUUUCCACCACGCUGGUCUGGACAAGCUGGCGGAGGUGUUCCAACAGUGGAAGUGCUGUCGAGAAACUCAGGCCAGAGACCAGGUGUCUGAUGAGAAGUCCUGUAUGCAGUUCUCCAUCCAGAGGCCCACCCUGCCGUCCGCCGAGACUCACCCAGAGGAGAAGCUCUACCGGCGGCUGGAGGUCACCACGUGGCUGCGGCACCUCAACCACAGCGGACAAGUGGAGGAGGAGUACAAGCUCAGAAAGGCCAUCUUCUUCGGAGGGAUCGACCCGUCCAUCCGUGGGGAGGUGUGGCCCUUCCUGCUGCACUACUACAGCUGUGAGUCCAGCUCCGGGGAGCGCGAGGCCUGGAGGCUGCAGAAGAGAGCCCACUACCAGGACGUCCAGCAGAGGAGGUUAUCCAUGAGCCCCGAAGAACACAGCGCAUUUUGGAGGAAGGUCCAGUUCACCGUGGACAAAGACGUGGUCAGAACCGAUCGCAGCAACCACUUUUUCCAAGGAGAGAACAACCCUAAUGUGGAGAUCAUGAGGUUAUCCAUGAGCCCCGAAGAACACAGCGCAUUUUGGAGGAAGGUCCAGUUCACCGUGGACAAAGACGUGGUCAGAACCGAUCGCAGCAACCACUUUUUCCAAGGAGAGAACAACCCUAAUGUGGAGAUCAUGAGGCGCAUUUUGCUCAACUAUGCCGUGUUUAACCCCGACAUGGGCUACUGCCAGGGCAUGUCCGACCUGGUGGCCCCGCUGCUCAGUGAGAUCCAGGAUGAAAGCGACACGUUCUGGUGCUUCGUGGGCCUCAUGGAGAACACCAUCUUCAUCAGCUCUCCGCGCGAUGACGACAUGGAGCGGCAGCUGAUGUACCUCCGUGAGCUGCUACGCCUCAUGCUGCCGCGCUUCCACCAGCACCUCACCCACCUGGGGGAGGACGGGCUGCAGCUGCUCUUCUGCCACCGCUGGAUCCUCCUCUGCUUCAAGAGGGAGUUCCCCGACACGGACGCCCUGCGCAUGUGGGAGGCCUGCUGGGCACACUACCAGACGGACUACUUCCACCUGUUCCUGUGUGUGGCCAUCAUUGUUCUCUACGGGGAGGACGUCACGGAGCAGCAGCUUCCCACCGACCAGAUGCUGCUGCACUUCAGUAACCUAUCCAUGCACAUGAACGGAGAGCUGGUGCUACGCAAGGCUCGCAGUCUCCUGUACCAAUUCCGCCUCUUGCCCCGGAUCCCGUGCAGCCUGCAUGACCUGUGCAAGCUGUGCGGGCCGGGCAUGUGGGACAGCCGCUACAUCCCCACCGUGGAAUGUUCCGGAGAGCACCCCGACUCCCAGAGCUGUCCGUACGGGGGCACGUCCACCCCUCGGCCCUGCUCUCCUUCCCCCGCCACCACGCCUUCGCAGUCCCCCGCGCCCACGCCCUCUCCGGACUGCAAGCGGACCUCCAAAACCAGGGACAUAUUCACCUUCAGGAAACAGAGCUGA